Molecule: messenger RNA, 2235 nt
Organism: Fonsecaea monophora
Lineage: Eukaryota; Fungi; Ascomycota; Eurotiomycetes; Chaetothyriales; Herpotrichiellaceae
Exons: 2
Coding region: 1-2235 (744 amino acids)
Biological process (GO): L-tryptophan biosynthetic process
Cellular component (GO): cytosol
Molecular function (GO): indole-3-glycerol-phosphate synthase activity; anthranilate synthase activity; phosphoribosylanthranilate isomerase activity
Source: RefSeq, a predicted model, not a curated record
AUGGCGCCCGCUGCUCUGAUCGAUCACUCUCCCUAUCAACCCAUUCCUGCCCAAAAGCUGCCGUCGGCAAACAAUCUCGUCCUCAUCGACAAUUAUGACUCGUUCACCUGGAAUGUCUACCAGUACCUCGUCCUUGAAGGUGCCUCCGUUACAGUAUACCGAAACGACAAAGUGACUCUUGAAGAGCUUAUUGCCAAAAAGCCAACACAAUUGGUCAUCAGCCCUGGCCCUGGUCACCCUGACACGGACGCGGGUAUAAGUAAAGACGCAAUCAAAUACUUUGCGGGCAAGAUUCCGAUCCUAGGGGUGUGUAUGGGACAACAAUGCAUAAUCUCGGCCUUUGGUGGUCAAGUCGAUGUUACUGGAGAGAUCCUCCAUGGGAAGACCUCCCCCUUGAGGCAUGAUGGCAAAGGAUGUUAUACUACAUUGGCACAAGACCUACCUGUCACAAGAUACCAUUCGCUCGCGGGGACACACCCGACCCUUCCGCAGUCGCUGGAGGUCUCCUCUUGGAUAGCCAGAGGGCCGGAUGGUGGCAAGGGCGUGAUUAUGGGUGUCCGCCACAAAGAAUAUGUCAUUGAAGGCGUCCAAUUCCACCCAGAAAGUAUCCUGACAGAGAAUGGUCGAGUCAUGUUCAAGAACUUCCUGCAAAUGUCUGGCGGAAAGUGGUCGGACAAUCCUCAGUAUGCGGCUCCCGAGGCAGAUGCCAAAGCCACCUUGAAUGGUGCAGCACCUGCGAAGAAAGAAUCCAUCCUGGACAAAAUCUACGCUCACCGACGACAAGCCGUCGCCGCUCAGAGGCUCAUCCCAUCCCAGAGACUGGAAGAUCUCCAAGAUGCCUAUGACCUCGGUCUUGCUCCCCCUCAAAUUUCAUUCCCAAAAAGGCUCCGACAAUCUCCUUACCCAAUUGCACUCCUGGCUGAGGUAAAACGAGCCUCCCCUUCGAAAGGCAUCAUAUCCCUCGGGACGUGUGCCCCAGCGCAGGCACGAAAAUAUGCAACCGCCGGCGCCAGCGUCAUCUCCGUGUUGACAGAACCGGAGUGGUUCAAAGGAAGCCUCGAAGACAUGAGACUCGUCCGCCAGGCUCUCGAUAGCAUGCCCAAUAGACCUGCGGUGCUGCGUAAGGAAUUCAUCUUUGACGAGUACCAGAUUCUGGAGGCACGGCUUGCCGGCGCAGACACAGUUUUACUGAUUGUGAAGAUGCUUGACGUGGAGACAUUGACGAGGUUGUACAACUACUCGAGAUUGCUGGGAAUGGAGCCUCUUGUCGAAGUCAAUACCGCAGAGGAGAUGAAAAUUGCCGUUGAGUUGGGCGCCGAAGUCAUUGGCGUGAACAAUCGCAAUCUCACAAACUUCGAGGUUGAUCUGGGAACGACAAGUCGACUGAUGGAUCAAGUCCCCAAGUCCACAAUUGUGUGCGCAUUAAGUGGAAUCUUUGGUCCUCAAGAUGUGCAAGCCUACAAAAAGGAUGUAGGAGAUCCCGAUGUCCUUGCACAAAAGGCAGCACGAAACAAGCAACUUUCGGUUAAAAUUUGCGGCACGCGCACACCCGAAGACGCCAAAGCAGCAAUUGAGGCUGGUGCAGAUCAAAUCGGCAUCAUUCUCGUGCCUGGCAGAACGCGCUACGUUUCUGACGAUGUGGCGCUACAGAUAGCGAAGGUUGUGAAAGGAACGCCUCGCGCGGCGUCUUCGAAACCCGUCAGUGGGGUUGAAGGAGUUGGCAGUGCAGAUUUCUUCAGCUACACCUCGUCCCAGCUCCUCCUCCGGCCUGACCGUGCCCUUCUCGUUGGUGUAUUCGUUGAUGCGCCCCUUCACCACAUUAUCCAGCAAGUCCGGAAGUUUGGAUUGGAUGCGGUGCAGCUUCAUGGCUCAGAACCCCUGGAAUAUGCAAGGCAGAUACCAGUUCCUGUCCUGAAAGCGUUUUCGCCCAAGGACUGCGGGAUCAACAGAAGAGGCUAUCAUGCCUUGCCCUUGUUAGAUGCUGGUUCUGGUGGGUCAGGCACGAGGGUCAACCUCGAUGACGUGAAAACCCUAUUUCAAAAGGAUGACAAUCUCAAGGUCAUCCUCGCGGGAGGACUCACUCCGGACAAUGUCCGGACGGUGUUGAAGGAACUGGGUGAAGAAUAUAUAGGCCAAAACAUUGUCGGCGUGGAUGUCAGUUCGGGGAUCGAAGUUGAUGGGCGGCGGAGUGCCGACAAAACGAAAGCGUUUAUAGACGCCGUCAAGACUUUGUAG